Molecule: messenger RNA, 2011 nt
Organism: Botrytis deweyae
Lineage: Eukaryota; Fungi; Ascomycota; Leotiomycetes; Helotiales; Sclerotiniaceae
Exons: 4
Coding region: 347-1423 (358 amino acids)
Source: RefSeq, a predicted model, not a curated record
CUCCAUUGACAUUCUGUUAGGAUCAAAAGGACAGCGAUCAAAUUCAACACCUGCCGAAUUACUAAUAUUCAGGGUCCUCAACACAGCGCUUGCACCAUACCAUACCAUAAGCUUAACCUACGCGAAAUUUCGACCCACCAGUCUGAGCUUACCCACCUCUUGGCACCGUUUCUUUGAUCCUCAAUUGUUAUCCCGUUGUUCCUUACAAACGAAACAAACCUGACCAACCAAACCAUUUCAAUCGCAGGAGGAUAGAUUGAGGGCAGAAAUUAAUGGUGUAGCCCUGUACUAUGAGUGCGGCACCCAUUAUCCAUCGAAGAAGAAGAACAUACCCCGCGGAAAGCCGAUGACGAUGAAUGGUUAUUCGAAGGGCAAAGAAAAGGAGAAGGACCGAUAUUUACCUGCGAAGAGAAGGGGAGGAGAUUCGGGAAAAUGGCUCGAUGUGGUGGCAUACGGAAGUUCUAGUGCCCUGUUGGCUUUGAUUCUGAAAUAUGCUAUCUCAGGUCAAUACUGGAAUUUGAACUUCUUUUUACUGGCGCUUCAGUCAGGAACUGCUCUCGCAGUGAUAUGGUUAUUGAAAAGGGGCGGAUAUCUCAAGGAAUUAGCAGGGCUAGAGUUCCAAAAAUUGAAGACUUGGCUUCCUCUAGCUGUACUACUCCUCGUCUCAAAUUACAUAUCUUAUAAAGCGCUUCAAUGUCUUUCAUUACCUACGUACAUACUUCUUUCUACUACGACCAUUUUCACGGUCCCCUACGUCGACAGCAUUCUGUUCGGGACACCGAUUCCUCCGUUCGCAUUUAAAUCCUACCUUUUAAUAUUCUCCGGCAUAGUAAUAUCAGUCAUCGCGGAAAACGCGCAUGCAGAAGCAAGCUAUGGCGACCGACGACUCGAACAAACAUUGGAACCUCAAGAUCCCGUCAUGAUAUUAUUUCUUGGAUAUAUUUUCAUGGUCAUACAUCUUUUAUUGUACAGCACAUAUGAAGCAUGGAAGGCAAAGAUUGUGCCGAAUCUCAAAUUUGGUCAAUGGGAUAUUUUCCUACAUAACCAUGUGCUUAUAUUUAUCAUCGCAUCAGCGCUUUCCUUUCUCAUCGAGGAUUUCUCUGACGAGAACAUGAACGAUUGCUUCCCAUCUUCGAUACGAACAUCGACCAUCUGGGCCAUAAUUUAUACCUGCUUUGGAGUCUUCCCUGUAAUAUUCUAUUCCACCGCAAUUGUUCGAAAAUCAUCGUCAAGUUUCCAUUCGAUUGUCGAAGCUUCGAGUAAAAUGGUAAUAGCCUUACUAGGAAUGUACAUUUAUUCGAAUCCGAUAAACGUGGGCAGUGUAUCCGCUAUAGUGAUAGGGUGCUCAGGUGGUAUCCUGGGAGCGUGGUUAGAAGGAAAACAGCAGCAGGAUGCGAAGGGAAAACGGGUAUUACCUGUUUGAAGAAGAACUUUUUGAAAUAGACCUCUGUACAAGAAUUGUAUUGACAAAAUGGGAGGGGGAGCCAGGCGUUAGAGCACGGUGUUGGGUGCGACUUGUAUACUUUCAGUACAAAAUCACUGAUUAUAUUACUUACAUAUUGUAUAGAAAUCACAAAUAGAGAGGAUUGGAAACGGCCUAGUUACUCGUACCUUCAUCGUUUUGUGAAAAUACAAAAUUGGAAGGAUGGGAAAUACCAGCUAGGUAUCUUUCAUGCGCGGUAAUAAAUGUAUAUUUCAUACCAUCCCUAUUUGUUACUUCGCCUUGCGUCGAGAUAAGUGGACGGAUAUACUUAUAGGAACUGAUUGGGAGACGAAUCACCACGUUCGAAAAGGAGGAAAGAAUGUUGGAUUCCAUUUAUUGUUCGCCCAUAUAGAAGAACAUAACUUUCAGUUUGACACUUAGUAAAAGUCCUACUGGAGUAUCUGAAGCACCUCCUCUAUUAUCUUUCCUCUUCAGCUUUAAUAUAACGUAAUCACCGGUACCUCACCGGGGGUGUUCUUGAGUCGAUAAAGUCAAGCUUCUUGAAGCCGGCUCGAGAAAUAUUUCGUU